Helicoverpa armigera (cotton bollworm) is the source of this 2852-nucleotide messenger RNA. Its product is annotated as glucose-1-phosphatase. The transcript has a single exon. The record is from RefSeq and is a predicted model, not a curated record. Gene Ontology annotation, cellular component: outer membrane-bounded periplasmic space. NCBI's taxonomy places the organism in Eukaryota, Metazoa, Arthropoda, Insecta, Lepidoptera, Noctuidae. Bases 372 to 1562 code for a protein of 396 amino acids. Gene Ontology annotation, biological process: dephosphorylation. Gene Ontology annotation, molecular function: sugar-phosphatase activity.
AGUUAGUCAGUAUUUGAUGGCACAAAAGUUGUUUCUUUUUAGUUUUCCUGUAAUAUUACCUAUUGUAAAUUGAUAAAAAAUGACUUAUUACCUAGAAAUUGAUAACGCUUAUCCAGGCAAGUAUAAAAUAUUGCGUAUUUUUCAUACUCGUUUGAAAGACCUGCGAUUGUAUCGCCUAGGCUGAAAGUGACCUGUUGAUAUCUUUGUUUAUAUAAUAAUACUUGUGUAUACUUGUUUGUUCAUUAUAUAAUUUACUUUCCCUUUGUGUUAAUACUGUAUCACGUGACUCAAGGCUCUAAUACAAGCUCAUUCAAACCACAUCUCUCAAGAAAUGUGAAAUAUUGGUACUAAAUUUAUUUACACUUUGAGAAAUGUACUUAAAAUCUUUAGUAUUACUUUUACUAGCAUUAAAAAGUUAUUGCGAACAGAAUUUUACGUUAGAACAAGUGUUGAUACUCAGCAGACAUAAUGUGCGGACUCCUUUGUCUAAGAACUUAGCAGAUUUUACACCAAAACACUGGCCGGCUUGGAAAGAAAAAUCUGGCUACCUGACAGCCAAGGGCGCCUUACUGGAAGGAUACAUGGGCGAAUAUUUCGCUCUAUGGCUGAAUAAACAAGGUUUGUUGCAAGAAAAGUGUCCGAAAGAAGAUAUAUUUUUUGUUUAUGCAAAUACCGCACAGCGGACGUUAGCCUCAGCUAAAGCUUUUGUGAAUAAAGGAUUCCCGGGAUGCGAAGUAAAAAUACACCACACUUCAGAGCCUAAAGAUCCAAUUUUUAACCCUGUAGUACAUAACACUUCAGCUUUAUUUAAACUCGAAGCCAUAGAACAAAUGAAAAUGUUACUAAAAUCCCUACACUUAAAUAGUUCUUAUGUAGACUUAGAAGAAAUACUUAACUAUAAGCAAUCAGAAUAUUGUCUAACAGAACAUAAAUGUAACUUACUCACAGAUACAAAUAAAAUCUUUGUCAACGUUGGUGUCAAACCUAAUUUGGAAGGGCCAUUGAAAAUUUCGAAAUCGGUCAUAGACUCGUUUAUAAUGGAGAACUAUGAAGGUUUUCCCAAAAAUGAGGUUGCAUGGGGACAAUUAAAAAAUAAAGAACAGUGGAAUUUAGUCUUAGACUUAAGCAAAGGGUAUCAUAGUGUUAUAUUUAACACAACUUUAAUAGCUAGGGAUUUAGCUAAGCCGUUAUUGACUUACAUGAGAGAUUUAAUAUUAGAUAAAAAAUAUAUAAUCAGUUUUCUAAUGGGCCAUGAUGCUAAUAUUUAUACAGUACUUAAAAGCCUAGAUUUUAAGCCAUAUAGUUUAAAAGGUCAAUAUGAAAUGACUCCGGCUGGCGGGAAACUUGUGUUUCAAAAAUGGAAGGAUCAGAAUUCUGGAAUAUGUUAUUUAAAAGUGGAAUAUGUUUACCAGUGUACCAACCAAAUGAGGGAAGGUAGAAGAUUGUCUAUGGAUAACCCUCCAGAGUUUACCCCUUUGCAAUUGGAGGGUUGUAAAACUGAUGAUAGUGGAUUUUGUCUAUGGGAUGACUUUGUUGCUUUACUAAACAGCUUGGUUGAUUAAUUAUAUAAAAAACGUGUCAUAAUAUUUUUAACUUUUUUUAUAUAUUAUACUAGCCGUUUUCCUGUGGUUUCACCUGACACCAGUGGGAACGAAUGCCCAUACCUGGAUAAUAUAGAGCCUAUGUUACGUAGGAAGAGUGUAGCUUUCCAACUGUGAAAGAAUUUCUCAAAUCGGUUUAGUAGUUUAUUAGCUUUUAGGGUACAAACAAAAAAAAUAUAUAUUUUUAUUAUAUUAGUAGUAUAGAUAGACAAAAAAUAAUAUUUUGUAAUGCUAGUGAGGUAGACGCUCCACAUGACACUCUGGUACUCAGCUGCAUCCGGUUAGACUGGAAGCCGACACUAACAUAGUUGGGAAAAGACUAGGCAGAUGAUGAGAUUUUGUAAUGCUAGUCUUAUAAUCAUAUGAAUUUAUAUUGCUUGUAAUAUACAUAGACCAUUACCGUCUUACCACAAAAACUUUUAAACGUCAGUUUAAAACUUGUCAAAAAAAUGACAGAUUAUGACGUUGAAAUAAGGUCCAUUUUGCAGCCACACUUUUUUUAGACAAGUGUUUGACACCAUGUUUAAGCUUUUGUAGAAGACCAUUAGUGUUUAUAUGAAUGUUACAUCUGUAUGUUACCUUGCUUUUAUCAUUAGGAUAAGAAUAAUACUCUUGACAUUGAGAUUUAUGCAAUAUCAUGCAAGUAUUAGUGAGAUGGCUAAAGGUAUGUUUUAAAUACUAACUGCCGACUGCAACUGCACUAUUUUAUAUUAGUAGUAACCAAGGGGUAUUGGGUUGCCCAGGUAACUGGGUUGAGGAGGUCAGAUAGGCAGUCGCUUCUUGUAAAGCACUGGUACUCAGCAGAAUCCGGUUAGACUGGAAGCCGACCCCAACAUAGUUGGGAAAAGGCUCUGAGGAUGAUAUAUAGCUUGUGCUAUCUAGUCAGUCAGCCCUCAGUUAUCGACCGAAUUCGGCAGUUGCAGUUGGUAGCUUCCUUUCAAACCGUACCUUUAGUGUGUAAAAAUUAACUACAUAUUAUUAUGUGUGAAUUGUUUUUAUUUAUCAUCUGAGCAUAUAUCAUAUUUUCUAUGUAAUAGCAUAAUAUUACAGUUUAUUAUUUUGUAAAUAAAAAUAUUUUUAACUAUAUUUACUCAAUACCAGUUACCAUUAGUUAGAACUGUACUGUGAAAUACUCAAAUAUCUAGUGAAUUAUAUAUUUUUUAAUAAAGAAAUGCUUCUAUUGAGUAGUUUUAAUUAAAAAAAAAAAACAUUUAAACUGGUUAAGAAUAAAAAAAGGGAAUAAGUAUAAUA